UUUGAAUUCCGGCUCGAGCCGGUAACGAGCUGCCCUAACGAGCAGGAAGCCGGCGGCGGCAAUUUACCCAGAAAAAGGAUGCCGCUGGUCUGACCGAAGUCAGGGCAGAUAAUAGUUUCCUAUUCAUUUGACAAAAUUGCGUGACUUUGGCGGUACAAUUAUCUAUAAUUUGAAUUUUCGUAUUUAUUUAUUUUUGAAUACAUUUUUUGUCCGAAAACGAGAAAUUAAAGUGGUUCAUGGCUGCACAAAAUAAAAAUAGCAAGCUAAAACGAACACGUUCGCCGACUCCAAAGGCAGAGCCCCCGUCCGCCCGCUUGAGCCCAGGUGACCUACUGUAGCCAUGAUAAUGCAGAAAGUCCUGCAUUGUUUGGGUCCGAAAACCUAUCCGGAGGUACCUGAAGGUGGCUGGGGCUGGGCUGUUGCUUUGGCCUUCUUCUUCGUUGAAGUCUACACCUAUGGAGUCCUCAAGAGCCUGGGUGUCUUCCUGCAAGACCUCAUGGAAGAGUUCCAGGAGAGCAACAGUCGCGUCUCGUGGAUCAUUUCCAUCUCUGUCUUCAUCUUUGCAUUCAGUGCGCCCUUGUCGACGAUACUGAGCAACCGCUUUGGCUAUCGGCCCGUGGUCAUGGUGGGAGGUUUCCUCAUUACCUUGGGAAGCAUAUCCUCUGCCUUCACCAACUCUGUCAAUGAGAUGUACAUCACCGUUGGAAUUGUCUCAGGACUUGGGUACUGCCUCUCCUUUCUCCCGACAGUCACCAUCCUAGCCCAGUACUUCUCCAAACGGCGAGCCCUCGUGACCUCGGUUGCUUCCUCUGGAGAAUCCUUUGCUAUGUUCCUGUUUGCUCCAUCUUUCACCAAACUGAAGGAGGACAUCGGCUGGCGCAACUGUCUAGUGGUCAUCGGCAUCCUCCAGGCAUCUGUGAUUGGCUGCGGGCUUCUUCUGUGUCCAAUCGUAAUUGAACCAGAGCCGGUGAAGGAUGACGAUGACUUAAAGUCAGAAUCUCAUUCUCUUAAGCACAUGAAAAGUGUUUAUGAGCUGGAGAAUGAGCAGACCAAAACAUCCAUUGGGUCAGGAGUGUCCCGGGAGUCUGAGGACUCGGGCGUGACCUCCCUUUCUGCCUCAGAUGAAGACCUCAGGAUGCAGGCAGCAGAAGCCAGGGCUGUAACGGAGUGGGACCAGGAGAAGCCAGCGUCCACCGCUCCCAGCCCAGAGCAGGAAAAGAGUCAGGUGGAACCGGCAGAGGGAGAGGCAGGUCCUCUCAAGCCCCCCAGUCCAAAGCUUCUAGAUUUCUCAGUGCUUAAAGACGGGGCCUUUAUAUGGUACUCGCUCUUUGGCCUGUUUGCCACACUAGGCUUUUUUGCCCCGCAGCUUUACAUAAUCGAGCUGAGUAAGAGCCGGGGCGUGGAGCCCAGCAUGGCGUCCUACAUGCUGUCCGUGAUGGCCGUGGCCGACGUCCUGGGCCGGCUGUCCAUCGGCGUGGUGCUGAACAGAGUCCGCUGUAGAAAGACCAAAGUGCUUCUCUGGUGCGUGGUCAUGAUGAGCCUGGUCCUGGUGGCCUUCACCGUUGUGUGGGAGUUCUGGGGGUUGGUGGUGUGCUGUGCUCUCUAUGGCUUCUUCAUGGGCACCGUGGGCUCCACGCACAUCCCGCUGCUGGCCGAGGACGAUGUGGUAGGCAUCCAGAAGAUGCCCUCAUGUGUUGGAGUUUAUGUGUUCAUCCAGAGCUUUGCUGGACUAACUGGACCACCGCUAGGAGGUGUCCUGGUCGAUUUUACGCAGAAUUAUGGUGCUGCUUUCUACUCGUGUGCGGCAGGCAUGGGCCUCAGCGCAGUCUGCCUGGCCCUGGUCGGCCCAGUUAAAGCCGGAAUGUUCCAAAGAAACAAAAACAAAGGCAAGAAUGCCAACAAAGACGAGACAACGUCUCAGGACAGUGACCAGUUGGAGUUUUUGGAAGUGGACUUAGCCCUGGAGAACAGUCCCGUCAGACAGGAAGAGGAUCUGGAUAAAAAGUCUGUCAUUUGA
Messenger RNA from Menidia menidia (Atlantic silverside), 2017 nucleotides. The record is from the annotation of a GenBank genome assembly. NCBI's taxonomy places the organism in Eukaryota, Metazoa, Chordata, Actinopteri, Atheriniformes, Atherinopsidae.